AGGUGUUGAUCAAGAUCAGCCAUGUCAGACUGGGAGGAGGAUGAUGUUCCUAGCUCAAGUGUUGGAGGUUGGGGAGAGUUACAGAACAAGUUUGGUCUGCCAAUAAAUCUUCCAAGAGGAGGCAAUAAAAGAUCUUGUUACAAGUGUUUUCAGGAUGGGCAUGUAGCAAGGGAUUGCACCUCAUUUAUCACUGGCGCUGAGCAUGCUGGGCCCUCGCGACAAGAUCAAGGAAAGCAAACUGCAGCUGGUCGAGGUUGUUUUAAGUGUCUUCAGGAUGGGCAUAUAGCAAGGGAUUGCACCUCAUUUAUCACUGGCGCUGAGCAUGCUGGGCCCUCGCGACAAGAUCAAGGAAAGCAAACUGCAGCUGGUCGAGGUUGUUUUAAGUGUGGUGAGGAAGGACACAUGUCCCGCUUUUGCAACAAAGUUAAUGGUGAAACUGGAGAUCGAAGACAGACAGGUUUUAACAGAGGUAAUGAAGGUGGACCUGAACCACAAAAGGAAAAAAUUCCAGAUGAGAGACGAGGAGUUCCUCUGUAUAUGCCAGACGACCUUGAGGAUGACAAACUAUUUGACACAGGCAUACAAGUUGGUCAAAACUUUGAAAGAUACAGUAGCAUGACAGUCCAGGUGACUGGUGAUGAUCCAAUACCUCAGCCAGCUUCAGAAUUUGCUGAUAUGGGUCUCCGGGAAAUUUUGAAGGAAAACAUCAUUCGUGCUAACUACAAACUUCCAACUCCAGUCCAGAAAUACUCGAUACCAAUCAUUCUAAAGGGCCGAGACAUAAUGGCUUGCGCAGAAACUGGAUGUGGCAAAACAGCUGCAUUUCUUUUGCCAAUGAUUCAUUAUAUAUUAGAAAACCAGAUAGAAAGUCAUGCAUUUGGUGACUGUGUGCAACCAGUUGGAUUGAUACUGUCCCCAACCCGAGAGCUUGUAAUACAAAUCUGUGAUGAGGGCCGGAAGUUCUCGCUAAAUACAGUGGUGAAGUUUGGCAAGGUUUAUGGAGGAGCAAAUUCAAAGUUUCAGAAUCGGCGUUUAAUGGAAUUUGGCUGCCAUAUUCUUGUAGCCACACCAGGAAGAUUGAUGGAUAAUUUAUCACAUGGAAUAAUCUCCUUUAACGAUCUGAAGUUUCUCGUUUUUGAUGAAGCUGAUCGUAUGUUGGAUCUAGGAUUCAUAGAUGAUAUGAAGACUCUUGUCUCUCACCACACUAUGCCUCCCAAAGGUCUGCGGCAAACUUUGAUGUUCAGCGCUACCUUCCCUGUUGAGAUACAACAUUGUGCUGCUGAAUUUUUGGACAACUAUAUAUUCAUUGUAGUUGGUGUUAUUGGAACAGCCAACACAGAUGUCACACAAGAAAUUGUAUCUGUGGAGAGUCAUCACAAGAGAAAGCUUAUGGAAUACAUGAGGAGUGUAAAUUGUGAUGGAAAGAAAAUAUUGAUAUUUGUAGAGACAAGGGUUCAGACUGAUUUUACUGGAGCCUACUUAAAUAAACAAGGCAUCACUGCAACAACAAUUCAUGGUGAUCGAUUUCAAAACCAACGUGAAGAAGCCUUGGCAGCUUUCAAGACAGGGCAGAUCAAUGUUCUUGUUGCAACAUCAGUAGCUGCUCGUGGUUUGGACAUUGUUGGAGUUGAGUUUGUGAUAAACUAUGAUUUGCCAAAAUCUGUGGAAGAGUAUGUUCAUCGUAUUGGCCGAACUGGUAGAGUAGGCAAUCCUGGACAUGCUCUGAGCUUCUUUGAUGAAAAACGUGACUUACAUCUUGCAAAAGAUCUGAUGAAAAUCUUCAGUGAAGGUGCUAGGGCUAGGCCAGAUGAACCAAACUUUAGUGAGACUUAUGGUGGACCUCCUCCACCUCCAAAUGAUGAUGAUGGCGACCUAUGGGCUGAAUAAAGCCUUUAUGUAAUUAACCAUAUGUAUUUGUUCUUUAAACAACAAAUGCUCUGAAUGUGCAAGUAUUGCAUGCAAGAAUUCAAUUGCUGUUUGCAUGUUUCUGAUCAUAUUUUGCUUGUGGUACUCGUGUAUUUUUAUUAAUGUAUUAUAUAUGUGUGUUUAAUAUUUCUGUUGGAUCCAGAAGUUGAUUCCUAAUUAUUUUUCUUGUGCUGCUGAUGAUUAACUUCUUUAAUUUACAUUGAAGGUUGGUUGUAUUUUGAUUGUGGUGGAAGUUUUUAGGGUUUUCUUUACAGUUUCUUCAUAAGGAGUUUAAUGUUUUGCUUAAUAAGAGUUAUUGCAUUAUUAUGAAUUGCAUUGAAAUUCUUACUAGCCAUCGUCAGCUUUGGAAAUUUUAAUAUUGGAAUCACUAAACCUAAAGGUAUUUUGGAUAUGUAUGGGUAUUCCAUUGCCAUGGCUACAGUUUGAUAAUAAUGCAGUAUUACUUCAUAUGAAAAGUUUCAUUUAUGUUUAUUUACCUAAUGGCCACCCACUAGAGGCCAGUGUCACUUGUAUGAUCCCUCCAUUGUGUGUGAUUCCACCCUCUGUACUCUUAAAUUGAAAUAAAGAAAGAAAUCAA
This is a messenger RNA of Homarus americanus (American lobster), 2503 nucleotides long. RefSeq names its product probable ATP-dependent RNA helicase vasa-like. Gene Ontology annotation, biological process: gamete generation; cell differentiation. Gene Ontology annotation, molecular function: ATP binding; zinc ion binding; RNA helicase activity. Gene Ontology annotation, cellular component: nucleus; P granule. Lineage: Eukaryota; Metazoa; Arthropoda; Malacostraca; Decapoda; Nephropidae. The record is from RefSeq and is a predicted model, not a curated record.